Lycium ferocissimum is the source of this 1425-nucleotide messenger RNA. Its product is annotated as protein LIKE COV 1-like. NCBI's taxonomy places the organism in Eukaryota, Viridiplantae, Streptophyta, Magnoliopsida, Solanales, Solanaceae. The transcript is spliced from 6 exons. Gene Ontology annotation, cellular component: Golgi apparatus. Bases 230 to 1042 code for a protein of 270 amino acids. The record is from RefSeq and is a predicted model, not a curated record.
CAUCAUCUUUUCUUCCUACCUAUUAAACUCACAUUAUAAGAAAUUUUAUGCAAUUAAGGACACAAAUUUGAAAUAUUUAAUUUUGAGAAUAUUUUGGAGAAAAAGGGCUAGGCUGGGCAUGGACAAUUGGAUUAACAGUACUUGCUGCCGGGGAGCAUUUUGAUCGCUGGAAGAGAAGGGGAAGAAGAAGAAGAAGAAGAAGGAGAUCAUAUUUCAAUUCAUAUUGGUUAUGGCGACGCCAAGAUCAGAUAUGAAGGAUAGAGAAAUAGAGCUUUUGAUACCUGUGGGAUGCAUAGAGAAUAAUGCCACUCACUCCAAAUCUUCUUCUCCUUCUCAUUCCCCCAUUUCCUCUUCUUCUCAUCACUCCUCUGGCAAAGAGGCAUUUAGCAAAGUUAUUCGUAGCUGGACUUCGAAAAAGUUCAUCAGCGGAUGUGUCAUCUUAUUUCCCAUAGCCAUAACCUUCUACAUCACCUGGUGGUUCAUUCAUUUUGUGGAUGACUUCUUUUCCCCAAUCUAUAAUCAUCUCGGAAUCAAUGUAUUUGGCCUUGGAUUUGCUACCUCCAUGACUUUCAUCUUCUUCGUGGGGGUGUUCAUGUCCUCAUGGUUAGGUGCAUCUCUUCUUAGUUUAGGAGAGUGGUUCAUAAAAAAAAUGCCCCUCAUGAGCUAUAUCUACUCUGCCUCCAAGCAAAUUAGCUCAGCAAUUUCACCAGAUAAGACUACACAUGCCUUUAAAGAAGUGGCCAUAAUAAGGCAUCCGCGGCUUGGUGAGUAUGCAUUUGGCUUCAUCACUUCAACUGUCAUACUUCACAAGAAUACAGGUACAGAGGAACUUUGUUGUGUUUAUGUGCCGACUAAUCACCUCUACCUUGGAGAUAUAUUUCUUGUAAAUUCUAUGGACGUUAUGAGGCCCAAUCUCUCUGUUCGAGAGGGGAUAGAAAUUGUUAUCUCGGGGGGCAUGGCUGUACCAAAGGUACUGAACAUACAGGAAGUGCAAUCCAUUUUGUCUCCAAGAGUUGGAAAAUUUGCAGUUCCCCAAGUGUGAUCACUCAAAACAGUUGAACAUUUAUCCCUGAGAAACUAUGAAAAAGAUAGUUGGACGUGUAAACUGGACAGACAGAAUGUAGAAAUGGGGUUAAUAAUUUUGGAUAGAGGUUCUUACAAGAAUAUAACCCAAUUUAUUUCCUCUGAUCUUUGUGAAUUUUUGGUACAUUUAUCUGAUUUUUUUGUAAAACAACACUAAACAAACGAGAUUUUGUGAAGUGAGCUCUAGUUAGAUAUUGAAUACGAGUCAUCCCUAUACAGAUGGUCUUGUAUUUCCACGUAGCUUUACUUUUCAACAACUUGUAUUUCUUUUUGGAUGGGAACAACAUUAUGUUAUAAAGGAGCGCGUCAAUAAUCUAAGAAUGGUAUGGGUCAUUUAUUAGU